AAACACCUUUAUCGCCGAGCAAGGAGGAAUCGCUGCUCCUUCCCACGCAGCUCUUCCAGCUCCUGGCUGCGAAACCCACUCAGGCUGAGGCACAACACCCCAGAAAGGCGCACCUGCACCGCCCGCCUUCCCCGCAGCAGCGGGCAGCACCGCCUCCCGCUCCCUCCCCUCAGCCCCCGACCCGGGCGGGCUAUAAGAGGCGGCGGCGGCGGCGGGGCCGGCAGUGGCGGGGUGGCCGCCAUGAAGCCGCCUCAAGCGCAGCGUGCGGCGGGCCAAGCGGGCGGCCGGCGUCCCGCGGCGUUGCAGGAGGAGGCGGGCGGCUUGGCGGAGGCUCUGGGAGAGUUCGAAGCGGUGCUGGAGGACUUCGCCUGCCCCGCCGGCCGGAGCCGCUUCCACUACGGGGAGCACCUGGAGCGCAUGAAGCGGCGGAGCAGCGCCAGCGUCAGCGACGGCAGCGGCCUCAGCGACUCCGAGAGUGCAGAUUCACUCUACAGGAGUAGUUUCAGCCUCAGUGAUGAAAAACUUAACUCUCCAACUGCAUCUACUCCAAGCUUGCCAUCUCCAUCAGUAACUCCUUGUAAAGCAAAACUUGGAGACACAAAAGAACUGGAAGAAUUCAUAGCUGAUCUUGACAGGACACUAGCAAGUAUGUGAAAUGAAUCUUUGGCACUGCUUGCCUGUGGAUGUCAUCUGAAGGAUAAGUGACAUCAGUGGUGGAGAACUGCUGCCUUUGUCUGAUAACUUUGCUACCCAAGAUAUUCACCUUGUGAACACAACCUUUGUAAACUCCUACAAGUAUUUAACUGGCAAACAUCAGUGUUGUUACUUUGCAGCAGCUGGAAUCAGAUAACUUAAAUUUUCCAGCUAUAUUUUACUUUAAAAUAUAGCUUGAAUUUUAAUUUAAAGUUGCUUUUAUGAAAAUAUAUUUGUAAUUUUAUAUAGUUGAGAACUUUUAAUGCUUUUUUCCAUUAUAAUAUAUUUUUAUACAAAUAAACCCUGAACUGGAAUCCA
Lagopus muta (rock ptarmigan) is the source of this 1011-nucleotide messenger RNA. RefSeq names its product regulator of cell cycle (gene RGCC). Gene Ontology annotation, cellular component: cytoplasm. Gene Ontology annotation, molecular function: protein kinase activator activity; protein kinase binding. NCBI's taxonomy places the organism in Eukaryota, Metazoa, Chordata, Aves, Galliformes, Phasianidae. Gene Ontology annotation, biological process: regulation of cell cycle. The transcript has 5 exons. The coding region runs from base 241 to 654 and encodes 137 amino acids. The record is from RefSeq and is a predicted model, not a curated record.